Molecule: messenger RNA, 1125 nt
Organism: Thyridium curvatum
Lineage: Eukaryota; Fungi; Ascomycota; Sordariomycetes; Thyridiales; Thyridiaceae
Exons: 1
Coding region: 1-1125 (374 amino acids)
Biological process (GO): zinc ion import across plasma membrane
Cellular component (GO): plasma membrane
Molecular function (GO): low-affinity zinc ion transmembrane transporter activity
Source: RefSeq, a predicted model, not a curated record
AUGUCUUCAUCCAGCAGCAUGGGUCUUCCCAGGGAUCUCUUCGUCCGAGACGAUGGCGACGCCGCCGAUCAGAUUCCGCAAUGUGCGGGUUGGGGUAAUGCCGACUUCGACAAGGGCCUGCGGAUAGCCUCCAUCUUCAUCAUCCUCGUCGCCUCCCUGCUUGGUGCCGUACUCCCGGUGUACCUAGCACGCGGUACGAGCCUCCGCCUCCCCAAGACGGCCUUCUUCAUUGCCAAGUACUUUGGAUCCGGCGUCAUCAUUGCCACCGCUUUCAUGCAUCUCCUGUCUCCUGCCAACGAGGCCUUGGGAGACAAAUGCCUGAGCAAUAUUCUUCCCAGCUGGGACUUUGCUCAGGGCAUCGCCCUGAUGACCGUCAUGGUCAUGUUUUUCAUCGAGCUGACCGUGUCCCGCUUCGAUUUUGGCUUUGGUCACGCCCACUCGCAUGAUGCCGUAGACCCCGCUUCGGACCUGCUUAAGGAGCAGGGGUCGCAGGACAUCGAGUCGUCGGCUGUCAAGGGCCACGAUGAUGCCAACCGCGUACCAGGGCUGGAGAACGAUGUCAGCUACCCGCCUGGCGGCCGCGACCAUCUCGGCCAUGCGCGCGACCACGUCGACGGUGACUCGUACGCUGCGUACUCGGCCCAGCUGACCGCCCUUUUCAUCCUCGAGUUUGGCGUCAUCUUCCACUCCAUCUUCAUCGGCCUCACCCUCUCCGUCUCCGACAACCUCCAUGUGCUGGUGAUCGUCUUGACCUUCCACCAGCUCUUCGAGGGUCUCGGUCUGGGCUCUCGUCUGGCUACUGCCCGGUGGCCCGCCGACAGCCGCCGCUUCACCCCUUAUCUUAUGGGUAUUCUCUAUGCCAUCAGCACGCCCCUCGCCAUUGCCGUGGGCCUCGGAGUCCGGGAGGGACUGUCGUCCAACCCUGCUCACGCGCAGCUGACUAACGGCAUCUUCGACGCCAUCUCGGCGGGCAUCCUUAUCUACACUGGCCUGGUCGAGCUCAUGGCCCACGAGUUCAUGUUUAGCCCGGAGAUGCGUAAGGCGUCUUUCCGCAUGCAGAUGUUUGCGUUUGGAUGUAUGGCCCUUGGUGUGGCUCUCAUGGCCUUGCUGGCCAAGUGGGCUUAA